AUGGAGAUGAUUCUGACUGAUCAAAAGGGUGAUGUUAUCCCUGCUAUGAUUAAGAAGGAAGACAUUGAUGUCAUUGGUGUGGUGGAUAAUGUGGAGGAGAAACCAAGUUCCAAAAAUGUUGUCUUUGACCUAAAGGACUUGAGUGGUGCGUCAAUCUGUUGCACUCUUUGGGAUUCAUAUUGUAUGCGAUUGGUUAGUUAUUGGAGGGAAAGUCGUGAAACACCUUAUCCUGCUAUUAUUCUUACUCAGGCAAAGAUAAAGGCUGCCUCAGGUUCAUGGCCAGUGUCAUUGUCUAAUUGUUGGAAUGGAUCGAAGUUGAUUAUGGGAGAUGAUAUACCUGAACUGACUGAAUUUAGGAAGGAGUUUUCAAAAACUACUGCUCAUGAAAUUUUUGAGGAGGGAAGCCAAUAUAGUGGGUCUUCCCAGAUUAGUCAUGUUGAUAGGUUUAUGUAUAAAACUGUUGUUAAGAGUGUUUCAGAGAUCCUGACUGUCAUAGAGUAUACAAAAAUGAGGUACAAGCUUGAAAUUCAAGUGACCGAUGGAAAAAAGGUUGCUAACUUCAUGCUUUGGGACCAAGACUGCAUCAAUUUAAUUGGUCUUUCUGCUGGUGAUUUGCGAAAGAAAAUGACCAAGGAUGGUGAGGAGGAUCCUAAGUGUUUUCCGGAGGAUCUAGAUGUUCUUUUGGGUUGUACUUUGGCUUUCAAGGUCAAGCCACAAGGAAAUAACCGACCUGCUUCAGUAAUGAGAGUUUCAACUGAUCGUGAAAUUAUAGGUCACAUUAGUAGUAUUCUUGGACAAACUCAGGUAAUGGAAAUUGUUGAAGCUAAGGAAAAUUGUUCUGAUGAAUUAGAGGUUCAUAAGGACAAGUCCAUAGCAAUGGAACUUCCUGAAUGUGGUGAUAAUGCAGCAUGCGACUUAUUUGCUGAUACUGAUAGUUCAUUAAUGUGCCUUUCUAGGACUGCUGAUCUUGAUCCGGAUGUUGUUUUAUGUGUCACGCCCAGAAAAGAUCUUUGUACUACCAGUAACAAUGAAGACAUAGAGUAUAUUCCAUCAAAUUUCAUGGAAUUUGAUCUUUUGGAGGACCUGCCAUUAGCCCAAUUGUCAGCUACAAAGACAAUGAAGACUAUCAAGAACGAGAAAUGA
Molecule: messenger RNA, 1143 nt
Organism: Vigna unguiculata (cowpea)
Lineage: Eukaryota; Viridiplantae; Streptophyta; Magnoliopsida; Fabales; Fabaceae
Source: RefSeq, a predicted model, not a curated record